CUCCGUCAAUGGAGCCAAGUUGCUCGUCUCUCUUUUCUAGUUUUACGACUUGGUUUGGGGGUCUUUUUUCAUUCGCAUCGGUCCCUUUUUUAUCUUACCCCGACUAUUCCUUACCCCGGUGGAGCGAUGACAUCUGGAACCUGAUUGAUCUAUUUCAAGACAUCGAGCUCGCUCUGCUAUGGAUAAUUGUUUUUUCGCGCAAAUUGAUUAUCCCAGCUCCAUCUGGAGAUGACAGCAAAUUUAAGCCGCAGAGCUUUCUUGGCUAUCUUAAGAAAAAAAACAACGUGAGCUCUCCGUCGGGGCAGCCAUUUGAAUCAUGGACUUUCCCGGCGGGAAUAUCACAAAUGUACAUGUUAUUGACGGAUUCUCCAGCCUACACUGGCGAAUAUACACGGAAGAGCCGGGUAUCACGAAUCACCCCUCGGAGGCUCCAACGAACGGCCAUACUGUCCUCAAGCAUCUCAGUCGCCUCAAGGAUCUUGAACUUCGACUGCGGAAUCUGGGAUGUCUAGUAUCAUGUUAUCCGCGACGCCUUGGCUUAUGGGCCUUUUCCCCGAAUUCGAACUUUGACAGCCUGGCCCCCCUGAACCAGGGUAAUGAUGGGUUAAACCGACUUCAGGUUGGUUCGCUUACGUUGAAAGUUUCGGCUUCGGGAAGUGUUUCGUCCAGGGAGCUGGUAAGGACUCUUUCAACAGAACCCCAGGCCCCAAACGUGAACACAGUGGGAUCGCAAAGGUCGCAGAAUGUGCCUAAUCCACCUAGGAGGAUAGAAGGAUACGGCACGUCAGCAGCCAUCUAUGCAUCAUUCAUCUCUGCAGUCACUGGUGCAAUAAGCCUCCAGUUAAUGCGGCGCCACGGUGCAAUACCCCUUGGGUCACGCACCUUUUUCACUGCCAUUGAGAAAGAUGGCUACGAAACUCGAAUAGCUAAUGAUAGUUACACCGCGAUCCCUUCUUUGAGUACUCUGCACAUUCAGUUGAUGUCUGGUGGAAAAUUAACUGUGGCCUUACAAACAAUAGCCCAGCAUGGCAUGUCGCGACUUCAAAGCCCAAAAAAUGAUCCCGAUGAACUCCGUGACACCCAGCCAGGUCUUGAUAUCUGGCUCUCCCCUAGUGGAACAGUUGCCAGGUUGGUCUCAUUCAAUGCAAGCACGCAGGAUAGCAUCUCUCCAAAUCCCUCUGGAAGUAAUGGCACUUCAGGUCUGGCAGCUGCGAAACGUUCACAAUGGAAACAGAGUGUACUUGAGUGGCUCGGCAAUUUUGGUCUUCUGGUUGAUUCUCAUGAAGAACUGUGGAUUGAAGUCGAAGUCUGGGAACCAUUUUACUCUCGGUUGGCUGGAGAAAUAUUCCGACAGAGUGAAGAAGGUCCGACUGCUUUUCCAUUGAAGCGUAUUCUCUGGCCAGCUAGAUACUGCUUCAGAAGGACUAAAUCAAUAGCAUUGGAUGCAUCCUAUGGGAAACAAGAUUCUUGUCACCUGGCGGAUAGCCCGUUGGGGCUCGCAGAGGAAUGGCACGUAACAGGAAACUUCGUGCAUGACGAAGCUACCUCUAUAGCUCCAUCUGGGGGCUUUCAAGACCAACCCAUGAGGGACUCCGAAAUCUCACCUUCCAAAGCGGAAUUCCCUGAGCCAAUGAAAAGCCUUUCCCGGAUUGCACAGUAUCCCGAUCUUCAAGCAACGAAUCUUGUAUAUCCGACUCCGCCGGACGGAGCUACGGCGAUUUCGUCAGAUAUGUUCGCUGAUCAGCCAGACCUACCAUUGCCUCAAACUCAGCAUCGUGAUCAACAAAAACCAAAGCAAGCAUCGUUCAAAGAGCAAGCUGGUUCUGGUAUCACUAUGGAUUUUGGACCAUCCGCAGGGCUCACAGUUGGGUCUGGGUUAUACGAUAUGAACGGAGAUGAUGACCUCUUUGGGGAAAUGAACGAUCGAGAUUUCGGGACUCGAGGAAUAACAGAUGCCGAUUUUAGCUUCUUUGAUGAUCCAGAUUUUGGGGAUAUGGGAGGAGCACCUGCUACCGAUCACAUUCAGAGCACUCCCAAUAUUGUGGAGACUAACUUGGAGGAAGACGAUGAACAGCCAAGCCCUGACGUUCCCCUUCCGGAUAAUCAUGCGGUGACAACUGCUGAAGAGAUGAAUGUGCCUCAGACUAAUGUUGCAGAACAGGAGGCAGAGAUUCCCUCAAAACGGGAAAUUUCAGAGAUUCGCAUGUCGUCACCCCGGGAAGAAAGUAGUCAACCAAUCAGUCCUCCUCUCAGCCCCGUCGAAGUAAAGAAGAUCCUCUUUUCAGGACCAGACGAUGGAGAUCAGUCAAAUGUCAAGCGAGAAAGAAAGCAGAGUCAUUUUACCCCAGUAUCUUUCAAGCAGAACAUAGGCGAUUGGAACCAAAAGUAUGGAGCGGAAGGUAGAUUCUGGUUCUCAGCUCCAGGGACGAGUACUGCCAUGGAGUCUGUCAAUCCUCCAAGCGAUAUCCCAACCAUCGGACUUCCUCGCCGCAGUGGCAAGGCUGCGGUAAAAUUCGAUAACCCGACGAAGGUUACGGGUGAACGGGAUGCUUUAUCAGGCGGCCCAAAGGGAAGCUUACAUUCUACUUCGGAUUCGAGCAGUAUCUCCAGCGAUGAUGAUGACAGCGAUGAGGUCAUGUCAGAGAGGGAACCAUCUCCUGUUAACCUGACACGCAAGAGGAAACGCGCUCAAUCAAACACCAGCGGUUCAAUAACACAAGUUCUAGACAACCCUUUGAUAGAGAACGCUCAAUUGGUCUCUGCGAACAAGGCAGAGAAUUCAACAUUUCUGGGUAAUCUUCUCUCGACAUUUUCUGACUGGUCUUUAUUGGGGUAUUUCUCCGUCUCGCAAAAUCAGCACCCACCUACAAUCUCUCAGAAGGACGAACAGAUUCAGGUUGCUCAGUUGCUAGUUGACCAGAUUACGCAGUCAUCACUUGACCAUGUAUUUGAUGGGCAAGUCGGUCUCUCCGGGCUGGACAACGAGAUGUAUCCUCUCCGCAACAUCCUCGAGGAUACGGUGUUCACGGAUGAAGUUGACAGGUUAGACCUAAAAAGCUAUGCGUCACUGCAAAAUGGCUCGUCACCACCGUCAUCAGAAGGCCUGACACCCCGCCAACUGCCACAGCGGAAAGAGGCUGCAAAGGGUGCAAUAUCAAAAUUAUUACCACCGCACCUGCGCAUCCGCCGUGGAAAAGGCUAUCUAGAAGCUCUUCCGCCCGCAGUUUCCUUCUGGGAAACGUUUGACUUGGAGCCUGCACACGGACCAAAGGACAUAUCGGCAUACUGCAUCCAUCCCCGGGCUACGACAGAUGCAGCAGACGCGUUUUUGGAACGAUUGGGAUUACUUUACUCAGCCUGCAAUCUUGGUAACCAUGCGCGAGGGGACAUGUGCUUUGAACGUGGGUUGGGCUCAUGGAACACGGAGACGUCCAACUAUCUUUCCACGGUGCAGUCCUUAAGGGAUUUGUGCGAGGAGCUAGGAAACGCCCUUUCGGGCAGUCAGCCAAGGACUGAGAACUUUGUUGUCUACGUGAUCAAUCCGUUCACGCAUGCCGCAGCAUUGGCCGAUAUCUGCGCUGCUUUCUGGCAACUAUUUCAGAAAUACAUCAUGGGUACCGAUAAACAGCAGGUCGGGAAACUCAACGAGCUUGUACUACAAAUUAUUCCUAUCAGCUUCGUCAUGUCUCCAGAAUCCAUAGUUGUGCCGUCGCAGUCAGACUAUUUGAGCCUAGCUCUAGAAGUAUACAGUCGAUGUCCACCAAAAGAUUCGGAAUCAAAUCUCGUCCAUUGUGCUCCACCGGUGCUUCUCACAGAGUCCGCACCGAAGGCAAUCAGCUUCAAGCUUGUCCCGGAGAGACUGUCACCACUGCAGGAUGGAAAGAGUCUUCAUAUUGCCUGCUCGCGGAGUCUUGAUCAACGCUGGAUUACCGUGGCCUGGUCCGAUAACACUGGAGCUCUUCAGCGAAUGAUGUCUUACUGCCUGCGUUACCGAAAUUCAGGCACUGCUCGAGGCAUCUCCGACGUGCGCAACGAGAUAUGGGGGACCACGCAAACUAUCAUGGAUAGAAUAAAGGCUAGGUGGAGAAUUAUCAUCGUGAAUACUGAACCUGUGGAUCAGGACGAGCUUGACACCUGGACAAAUCUGGCUGAGCAGCACAACAAAUCAAAGCCAAUCCCAUUGGAGUUGAUGAUAUUACAUGUCAACGCGAUUACCGACUUUUCUCUCGAACCUCCAUCCCUACUAAUACCCACGAGUGUGUUCAAUGCGCAGGCUUCAUCAACCCCCGUUGCCACACCCGGUCCUAUUGUGGCAUCACCAGACCAAUAUGGAAAUGCGCCAACGCCCACUAACGGUGGUAAUGCACCUAUGUCGGCCACUACGCCCGAUUUCCAACCCGAAUCAGAAUCAGAUUUCUUCCUCACCGAUAUCCGUGAUGAAUCGUGGAAUGUAAUUCUGUCACAUCGUCUGAAUAGCUCCCCUCAUCUGACAGAGUACCGCCCUGCGCUUGCCAGCGGAUAUUUGCUUCGUCGAAAAGGACCUACCGACGGUGAUGGAGUGUUCGCAACAAACGUGAAUUUGAUUCAUUCUCAGCGUCCAACGUCGUCACAUGAAACCCUCCUUAAAGAGAUACUCGGGAUGUACCACGAUCUGGCAAUACUUGCGCGGGCCAGAGGCACACGAUGUGUGCAACGGAAUACACUACCUUGGCAUAUUGCCACUGCUGUCAGGGCACAGCAGCUUUUGAGUUAUGUUUUUUGAUCCCCAGGGAAGGGCUUUUUGUGUGGGGCGUUUUCGGGUGCAUCUUUUGUUUGUUUAUUUUCUUUCUUGUAUUACUUUGUGUAUAUACAUGGAUUUUUGUUGUCAAGGCUGGAUAUACCAUUCUGCAUGUUGUUUUGUUUAUUUUCUAAUUAGUUGUCGAUGUGCAUCCAAAAUUGCAUUAAUGUCACAGGAUUUAUCAAGGUGC
This is a messenger RNA of Aspergillus glaucus CBS 516.65, 4967 nucleotides long. RefSeq lists its product as uncharacterized. The coding region runs from base 317 to 4762 and encodes 1481 amino acids. NCBI's taxonomy places the organism in Eukaryota, Fungi, Ascomycota, Eurotiomycetes, Eurotiales, Aspergillaceae. Gene Ontology annotation, biological process: regulation of transcription by RNA polymerase II. Gene Ontology annotation, molecular function: transcription coregulator activity. The transcript has 5 exons. The record is from RefSeq and is a predicted model, not a curated record. Gene Ontology annotation, cellular component: mediator complex.